UGCUGGGACUACAGCUGUGAGCCACCGCACUUGGCCUAACUUAAAUUUUUAAAACACUUCCUGGAGGGGACAAACAGGACCCAUCUGCUGGUCUGACUCUGGGUGUCCUGUUCACAGUCUCUGCCUUAAGUGUUCUAUGUGUGGGAUGAAGGGAGCCAAGGAGACAGGGCAGGGCAGGGACCCUCAAGAAAAGCAGGGAGAGGGGAAGGGAUGGUACAAGCAGCCAUGGCACCUCAGUGUGUCCCUCAGGCACCUGGACACACAGGUGGGCAAAGACGCUGACAUUGGGGGCCAGAAACGCUGAUACCCCCAUUCUUCCCUUUGUACUCAGUCUCAGGUGGUCCCAAGGAGGGGACCUUCCUGGCCUUGCUGUGCUCACAGGCUCUCCUUUGUGUUUCCAGCUGCAGAGACAGUACCCUGGGCCAUGCAGCUGCCUUCCUCUCCCGGGGAAAGGGGCAGGAUGGCUGCCCAGAUGAGUGAGGCAUCAGCCCUGGCCCCCAGGUCUUCCAGAGUCCACUGGAACUGAUGGUGGGUGAGCCCAGCUCCAAGAGCCCUGGCCAGUGCUCCUGGGGGUUCUGCUACGAGAAGGCAGCGGGGCCCUGGCUCAGCUGCGUGAGCUGUGUUGCCAGUGGCUGAUGCCUGAGGCCUGCUCCAAGGAGCAGAUACUGGAGCUCUUGGUGCUGGAGCAGUUAUUGGGCACACUGCUCCCGGACAUCCAGGCCUACGUGCAGGAGCAGUGGCCAGGCAGCCCUGAGGAGGCCACUGCCCUGGCGGAGUGGCUACAGCAGGAGUCAGCUGGGCCAGGACUCCAGAUGAGUGGGGGCUGGGUGUGCUUCCCCUGCUCACGACCCCGGCUGAGCUAGCACUGGGGCCAGUGGGGGAUUGGUGGCUGAGAGGGCCUGGGGGCUGUGGGAAAGGGAUGGUGACAGGUGGGAUUUGGUGGUCUUGGCUUGGGCGGCAGAGUCAGAGAUCUCCAGUCCACACCUGUGUGCUCUGCACUGUGUCCUGAGAACUGCAGAUGCAGAGAAGGGUGGGUCAUGCCACUGCAUGCCCCUCGUUUUCACCUCAGAUCUGCUAGGCUGAACACCUCACCCUGCCCUGCUGCCUUCCUGUCCCCAGGUGCCAGCCCCCAAUCCCCAAGAGGAGCUGGUCCCCAGGACAGAGGAGGGAAAGGAGCAAGAGGCUCCCCUGGGCCCCUUCCAGGCCCCACCUCCAGGUACGGCACCAUCCACACACUUGUCCCUGCCCUGCCUUGGCAGCGGGGCUGGAGACUACACAAGGAUGAUAAGGUGCUCAGGGCAAAUGGGGAUGGGUUUUGCUCGCUGUAGAGACUUCACUGUGGGAAGGAUCGGCUGGACAGGCAGGCAUGGCCUCAGGACCAAGGAGGCCUUCCCACCCUUGGCCUCUCUCUCUCUCUCAGGGAUCUGGGCUGCACAGCCACCCCAUGCCUUGGACCACCUGGUCUGACCUGCACAGAGGCCUGGUGUGGACAUUGCCUGGGUAACAGCCACUGAGAUCCUCCAGCCUGGACAUGCUGCCCAUAUUGUGUGGAGGGGACUACCCAGCGAUCCAGCCAGGGUGGAGUGGGUGAGGCAGACAUAGCUGUGUUUGGGUCAGGCGGUGUCCUCCAGCCUCCUGGAAUGGAGACGGGUCCAUCGUCUUCCUCACAAACUGGAGUCUCCACCUGCUUGGCACGGGGCCCCACCCCGUCAAGCAAGGGGAGGAGAGUGGUGCCACAGUAGGGCCAGUGCAGGUGCGUGGGCAGCUUUGAGUCCUUCCCCGAUGCUGGCGCCCCCUCCCCUCCUGCUGAGCCGGGCCGGGUGUGGGGAUGUGCACGUGGCCCUGUCAGGCAGGCCCAGAGUGCUGGCCCGUCCCCUGAGUGUCUAGCUCGCCUGCUGGCCUUGCUGCUCCAGGCUCCAGAGGGCACUGGGCAUCCACGGCCCUGGAGGAGAAGAGUGGGGGAUGACAGCCCACCCACCGUCGUGUCCCCCUCUGUCUGGUGUUCUUUAUAUUCUCUAAGGCACUUGCCUUUUCUCUCCUGUUUUAGGUCACAGGCGCGAGAUGGAGUCCCCAGGAGGGUGGACGCUGCAGGUGGCCCCAGAGGAAGGCCAGGGCCUCUGCAAUGUGAAGACUGCCACGAGGGUCCCCUCUGAGGGGGCUGUGUCUGGAGGCUGGGGGGCCUGGGAGAACUCCACGGAGGUCCCCAGGGAGGCAGGGGACGGUCAGCGGCAGCAAGCCACACUGGGGGCGGCGGAUGAACAGGGAGGCCCCAGCAGGGAGCUGGGCCCCGCAGACGGUGGGCGGGACGGGGCUGGGUCCGGGAGCGAGCCUGCAGACCGGGCGUUGCGCCCUUCGCCUCUCCCAGAGGAGCCGGGCUGCCGGUGCGGGGAGUGCGGCAAGGCGUUCAGCCAGGGCUCCUACUUGCUGCAGCACCGGCGCGUGCACACAGGCGAGAAGCCGUACACGUGCCCCGAGUGCGGCAAGGCCUUCGCCUGGAGCUCCAACCUCAGCCAGCACCAGCGCAUCCACAGCGGAGAGAAGCCCUACGCUUGCGGGGAGUGCGGCAAGGCCUUCCGCGCGCACUCGCAGCUCAUCCACCACCAGGAGACGCACAGCGGCCUGAAGCCCUUCCGCUGCCCGGACUGCGGCAACUCCUUCUGCCGAAGCACCACGUUGGUGCAGCACCGACGCACGCACACGGGCGAGAAGCCCUACGAGUGCCCGGAGUGCGGCAAGGCCUUCAGCUGGAACUCCAAUUUCCUGGAGCACCGGCGCGUGCACACGGGCGCGCGGCCGCACACCUGCCCGGACUGUGGCAAGGCCUUCAGCCAGAGCUCCAACCUGGCCGAGCACCUGAAGAUCCACGCGGGCGCACGGCCACACGCCUGUCCCGACUGCGGCAAGGCCUUCGUGCGUGUGGCGGGGCUGCGGCAGCACCGGCGCACGCACAGCAGCGAGAAGCCCUUCCCCUGCGCCGAGUGCGGAAAGGCUUUCCGCGAGAGCUCGCAGCUCCUGCAGCACCAGCGCACGCACACUGAUGAGCGGCCCUUCGAGUGCGCCGAGUGCGGCCAGGCUUUUGUCAUGGGCUCCUACCUGGCGGAGCACCGGCGCGUGCACACGGGCGAGAAGCCCCACGCGUGCGCCCAGUGCGGCAAGGCCUUCAGCCAGCGCUCCAACCUACUCAGCCACCAGCGCACGCACUCGGGCGAGAGGCCCUACGCUUGCGGCGAGUGCGGGAAGCCUUUCAGCCACCGUUGCAACCUCAACGAGCACCAGAAGCGGCACGGGGGCCGCGCUGCGCUCUGACCCGAGGACGCCCUGAGCGGGAGGUCGCGGACACGCGGCACUGCGGGGUCCCGGGCGUGAGUGCGCUGUCUGCUGGCCCAGACUUUUUCAGGCCGCCGGUGCGGGCGCCCUCCUGCUGGGAGUGCAGGGGCGGCCUUGGGUGUGGAGAACCCUGGCUGCACAGUCCCUUUGACGAUAGCCCACCGGCCACCCUGGCCUGGCUGGGGACAUGUGGGAUGGGCUCUUACCCCAGGGAGGGCGGCAAGCUCCACUUUGGCGAGAGGUUCGUCCGUGCAGAGGUGGGCAAGAACUGGGGUCUCCGACAGGUGUGGCUAUUUCUUUAAGUUCUCUGGCACUGUCAAAAGCAGCCAACCCACCCCACAGUCCACAUGGUCACCAUUGCUGCUACCAGCUGCUCCGUGCAGUGGCCACUGUGUCUCCUAAGGUGCUCGCUCCAGUCAGCACUUCAUCUCGGGCAACCACAGGUGACAGUUAAACAUGAUGAAACCGCA
Nomascus leucogenys (northern white-cheeked gibbon) is the source of this 3797-nucleotide messenger RNA. It is a transcript of the gene ZNF497, whose product is annotated as zinc finger protein 497. Lineage: Eukaryota; Metazoa; Chordata; Mammalia; Primates; Hylobatidae. Gene Ontology annotation, biological process: regulation of transcription by RNA polymerase II. Gene Ontology annotation, molecular function: RNA polymerase II cis-regulatory region sequence-specific DNA binding; DNA-binding transcription factor activity, RNA polymerase II-specific. Bases 2062 to 3306 code for a protein of 414 amino acids. Gene Ontology annotation, cellular component: nucleus. The record is from RefSeq and is a predicted model, not a curated record. The transcript has a single exon.